AUGGCAGCAGCUCGCGCCAUGCUGGACGAGGUUCCCCAAGACCUGCCAAGGCAUAGGAACGACAGCAACGCCUACACGCUCGGCAGCAUAGAGCACCACAACAUCGUCAUUGCGUGCUUGCCAACAGCCCAGUACGGAACGAACAACGCGGCGAAUGUGUUGACCCACCUGGUCCGUACCUUCCCGUCGAUUCGCCUGGGCUUGAUGGUGGGAAUUGGAGGUGGAGUGCCGAGCAAGGCCGAUAUACGUUUGGGCGACAUCGUUGUCGGAACGAGGGUGAUGCAGUAUGAUUUGGGCAAGAUUCUUGGAGACAGACAGUUCCAGCCGACAGCGAUCCCGAAGAUCCCCCAACAGCUGCUCGGCACAGUUGUGUCUAGCUUACGAGCAAAACAUGAGCUGGAGCCCAGUCGGGUCCCAUCCAUCCUGCGGGACAAGUUUGAGGGACACUCCGAGUACGGUCACCCGAACUCACCGGAUUACCUCUUCUGCGCGACGUAUGAUCAUGUAUCUCCAACGCCUGGCUGUGACGGAUGCGACCAUUCAAAGCUGGUGCCACGAAGCAGGCGGAUGACGAAUGAUCCGCUGAUACAUUAUGGUGCAAUCGCUUCAGGGAACCAAGUCCUGAGGAGCGGCACUGUCCGGGACAACAUUGCUCGUCGACUAGACGUCAUAUGUUUCGAAAUGGAGACCGCCGGCCUGGUGGAUAUUCUCCCUUGUCUUCCAAUCCGUGGAGUCUGCGAUUACUCAGACUCUCAUAAGAACAAGCAAUGGCAGAGAUAUGCUGCAGCUGCAGCAGCUGCAUACGCAACGGAAUUACUGGCGGUGCUACCUGUGACUGAAUCGCGUACAAAACCUGUCAACGUGCCCAACCCUCAUCGAGAUUUAUCCAACGACAACCGGCGGCGAUUGCUAGACUCCCUCAGAUUUGACCAGAUGGAUUCUCGUAAAGCCACCGUUCAAACCGCCCACACCAAAACAUGUCGAUGGUUUCUUAGCCACUCUGACUACAAAGUAUGGCUUGAUGCCGGAAAAUGGACGCAACAUCACGGCUUUUUGUGGAUCAGUGGCAAGCCGGGUGCGGGCAAGUCGACCAUCAUGAAGUUUGCAUGGUCGAGUAUGAAGAGCAAAGCCCGCCGCGAGCAGUCUAUUAUUGCUUCGUUCUUCUUCAACGCUCGGGGAGAAUACCUGGAAAGGUCGAUCGUGGGGAUGUACCGAUCUUUGCUACUCCAGCUGCUCGAAGGCUAUCCUGAUCUCCAGACAGUCUUGGACGAUCCCGACCUCGUUUCACCCAGUCAAAAUGGCUGUCCUUGCUUGAAUGUUCUGAAGGACCUUUUCUGCAACGCAGUUUCCGCCCUCGGUCAACGCUCGUUUACUUGCUUCAUCGAUGCUCUUGACGAGUGUGAUGAACAACAAGUUAUGGACAUGGUCCAAUACUUUGAAGAUCUAGCAGAACAAUCCACAGACAACCGCAUUGCACUCCGAAUCUGCUUCUCUAGUCGACAUUAUCCCUACAUCAUCAUACGACGGGGGGUCCGACUCACGCUAGAGGACCAGCCAGGUCAUGCCGAGGACUUGGCAAACUACGUUGCAAGCCGCCUCCGGAUCAAAGAACCCGCGCUUUUCGAAGAGCUGCAACCUCAACUUCUCGAGAAAGCCGCUGGUGUUUUUCUGUGGAUCGUCCUCGUUGUCGACAGUCUCAACAAAGACUAUGGACGGGGUGGACUGGCUCUGAGAAAGAGACUCGCAGAAAUACCGAGCGACUUGAGCAAACUGUUCAAGGACAUCCUGAGGCGUGACAAUGAGAAUAUGGAGGAUCUUCUGCUUUGCAUUCUCUGGCUUCUCUACGCAAAGCGGCCUUUGCGACCGACGGAAUUCUACCAUGCUCUCUGGUCUGGUUUAUCACCGAAGGGCCUGGCCGAUCCUGAAGUCCCAGAUGUUACAGCCCCAGAUGCUGGUGACAGGGUUAGCAGAUGUGUUAUCAGCUCUUCGAAGGGACUUGCUGAGAUCACGAAAUCCAAGCAACCAAGAGUGCAAUUCAUACACGAAUCCGUUCGAGAUUUUCUCGUCAAAGACAAAGGUCUGCAUGAAUUGUGGCCUGAUCUUGGAUUUGAUUGGGAGAGCCCGGCCCCAAGCCAUGAGAGACUCAAACAAUGUUGCAACUCAUACAUGAAUCAUAGCUUGGUGGGUUCGUCUGUUAACAAGCUGCUGUCAGGGACCAAAUCCAACUUGCAGACGGAAAUCUCAAAGGAGUACCCGUUUUUGGAGUAUGCCAGCCAGCAUGUUCUUCACCAUGCCAACGCCGCGGCGAAUGCGGUCCAUCAAGAUGAAUUUCUAUCUCGUUUUCCCGUUCGAAACUGGAUCAGUAUCAUCAAUCUUUUCGAAAAGUUCAAGGUUCGUGAGUACAGCCCAGAUGCAAGCCUCUUCUAUCUUCUCGCAGAAAAGGGAUUCUCUGAGCUCAUCCGCACGAGGCUCAAAGAGGAUCCGCACGUUCAUCGUUUUGGAGAGAGAUACGGGUACCCGCUGUUUGCCGCUUUGGCCAACGGCAACAAAGAUGCUGUUGCUGCUCUUCUGAACUCGCCCUCGAGCAUCUGUAGCGGAGUCGAUAUUACAGAGGGCCUGAACUGCAGGAAAGACUUCAAAGACUACAAACAUCGAACCCCACUAUCUUGGGCUGCCCAGGAUGGCCGGGCAGGCAUUGUAAAGCUGCUUCUCCAGACAGUGACGAGUAUUAAUGACCUGGAUGGUGGGGGUCGAACGGCAUUUUCACGGGCCUCAGAGAAUGGCCACGAGGCGGUGGCGAGGCUUCUUAUCGACAAGGCAGCCGAUACUAACGCCAUCGACAAAAUUGGGUGGACGCCACUCGUAUGGGCUUUAGUAAAGGGCCACGAGGCGGUGGCGAGGCUUCUUAUCAACGGGGGAGCGAACGUCGAGGUUACCGACGGGCGCGGAUCCACAGCACUCUUCUUGGCCUCAGAGAAGGGUUACAAGGCAGUAAUGGAGCUUCUUAUCGACAAGGGAGCAGAUAUUAACGCCAGCGACGGGACCGGAUGGACGCCGCUCUUGUGGGCCUCGAAAAUCGGCCGCGAGGCGGUAGCGAGGCUUCUUAUUAACAAGGGAGCAGACGUCGAGGCUAGCGAUAAGCGCGGACGGACACCACUCUUAUGGGCCGCUGUAAAUGGACACGACGCCGUUGUUAAGUGCCUUAUUGCGGCCGAGAAACUAGACCUUGCCUCAGAGGAUGAUACUGGCCAGACAGCUCUAUCAUUGGCUGCCGCAAAUAGUCACGAGGACGUUGUCAAACUACUUCUCGCAACUGAAAGAGUCAAUCCAGAUUCCCAGGACAACCACAGCAGAACUCCAUUGUUAUGGGUGGCUAAAUCCGCCGAGGCAAUACACCCCUUUGGAAUGACCGCUCAGGGCAACAGCAACCAUGCUUUGCUAGAUCCCCAGAUGCAACUUAUGCUUCUGGAGCAACAGAACAAGAAGAGGUUGAUGAUGGCACGUGCAACCGAAGGAGCCAAUCCAGAUUCCCAGGACAACCACAGCAGAAGCCCAUUGUUAUGGGUGGCUAAAUAUGCCGAGGCAAUACACCCUUUUGGAAUGACCGCUCAGAACAGCAGCAGCCAUGCUUUGCUAGAUCCCCAGAUGCAACUUAUGCUUCUGGAGCAACAGAACAAGAAGAGGUUGAUGAUGGCACGUCAAGAAAAUUAUGGCCUAAGACCACAGCAGCGUAUCGUCAAGCUGCUGCUAGAAAAGGGCGCCAACGUCAACGCGAAGGACAAUGAGGGUCGGACGCCGCUGUCGUAUGUCGCCGAGAAGGGGCACGAGGCUAUUACCAAGCUACUGCUGGAUAAGGGUGCCGACGCCGAGGCGAAGGACAAUGAUAGUCGGACGCCGCUGUCGUAUGUCGCCGAGAAGGGGCAUGAGGCUAUCGCCAAGCUACUGCUGGAUAAGGGUGCCGACGUCGAGACGAACGACAAUAAUAGUCGGACGCCGCUGUCGUAUGUCGCCGAGAAGGGUUAUGAGGCUUUCGCUAAGCUACUGCUGGAUAAGGGUGCCGACGCCGAGGCGAAGGAUAAAGAUGGUCAGACGCCGCUAUCGCGGGCCACCGAGAAGGGGCACGAGGCCAUCGUCAAGCUGCUCCAACGAUAA
Cordyceps fumosorosea ARSEF 2679 is the source of this 4152-nucleotide messenger RNA. Its product is annotated as Pfs, NACHT and Ankyrin domain protein. Gene Ontology annotation, biological process: nucleoside metabolic process. Gene Ontology annotation, molecular function: catalytic activity; protein binding. Gene Ontology annotation, cellular component: cytoplasm; nucleus. The record is from RefSeq and is a predicted model, not a curated record. The transcript is spliced from 2 exons. Lineage: Eukaryota; Fungi; Ascomycota; Sordariomycetes; Hypocreales; Cordycipitaceae. Bases 1 to 4152 code for a protein of 1383 amino acids.